AUGAAGGAUUUGUCACAAAAGCUUGUCGAACAUUAUACAUUGGAGAAAAAUCCAAAAGCGAUAAAUACACAACAAGCGGCUAUUACAAGUGGACCAUCAACAUCGAAUGUAAAAUGUAAUCGAUGCUCGAUCGAUAAACAUUUAACGCCAACAAAGUGUACAAAAGACAAAAGUGCGAUGAUCGGUAAAGAAAAAUCAUCACCCGAUGGUAAAUCGACAAAGGUGAAGAGUUUACGUGAAAAAGUGCUAAACCGUUCCCUUAUGAAAGACAUUCGAUUUCGUGAAUUGAAAUUAACAAAGCGAAAAGCAUCAAUGUUGGGACCACCGCCGGCAAAACGGGCAAAGCAUACACUACGAGUGGCUCGAAUGAAAGCUUCACGAAUUAAACGUGAAUCGGCACUUGUUCAACAACAGCAGCAACAACAACAACAGCAACCAAGUACAAGUGAUGGAAACACAAAUCCAGAUAUAGCGACCAAUCCUACUGAUAUAUCUGGAGUGGCAUCAACAUCCAAAACAGGAUCAGAAGAUGCAAACAGUGUUGAUACAAAGGAUCGUAGUGGAUCAAAAUUGGUGCGUAAACGAUUGGCAAUGAGAAAGCGACAUGGCCUGCCUUCAAUUAGUCAAAUAAUCGCCGAUAUACUUGCAAAACGUGCCAAAAAACGAGCAAAACAACGGCUCAUUGAAAAGGCAGCCGAAAAUUCAAAUCAAUCCGCCAACUCUGAAGAUGGUGAAACCAAAAAUAUUAUGCCACAAGCGUCAACGAGCCCAUCAACAAACGUUUUACCUGCAUAUCGGCCAAAUCAACCGUCAAAGGCAUCACUGAGCGGUAAACCAAAUACCAAUCAGCCAUUUCAAUCGCAACAACACAUAAGUUUUGAAUCACCCACAACAGGUAUCACACAUUUUUCGAAUUUCUCGUCAAGUGGACGUGAAACGCCAAAUGUGAGUGCGACAAGUGCUAGCAGUAAUAGCAGCAGCAGUAGCAGUAGUAGCAGUUCAAGUAAUCACACAUUCAUCACACCAGCCAUACCAACAACACCGGGCAGUUUAAAUCCCGUCGAAGAUUUUGCUACAAUUCUCAGACACUGGAAAUAUUGUACACGAUUGUGUCGAGCAAUGUGCGAAGAAAGUCUACUUGAUCGUCAUGAAUUCUUGCAAUGGGCACUUGAACUUCUCGAUCGUAUGCGAAAUAAAUUCAGUGAUGAUGGAUUCUUAAAGCUAUUUAUGCCGUUCAUUUUACUGUGUUUACCAUACAUUGUUGAAUCCGAACGUUUAUCACGACGCCUAGCCUAUUUAGUGUGUAAAAAGAUUGGUUUUAUGUUACACUAUGUUACCGAAGAGGAUGCAAUUACUGUUAACAUGAAAAAACCACCACCACAAACGUCUUCAACAUCGUGUUGUGAUGCAAAUAUAACGAAUCGCCUAGAAGUUGGUUUAAAAAUUAAACAAGAGCCUGAAAUUCGUGCACCACUUCCAACUCGUGGCAGUACACGUUAUAAAAAAAUAAAAAUGGAUCCACCAACACCUCCACCAUUAUCAGCACCACCAUCACCGAGUACCGCAUCAUUGGAUAGCCCUGAAGAUGUGUUAUCAACAAAAAGUUUACUCGGUUCAAAUUAUUUGCCAACCAGACCAAAUACAAAUCCAGAUCGAAAAAGUUUUGGUGCACGUCCGUAUUCAUCAUCAUCAACAUCGCCCGCAUCAAAGCAACUAUCAUCAUCGCAAACACCACCAACUGUUUCACCACCAACUGCUUCGCCUCCAUCAGUUUCGUUAAAUGCGACAUCAAUCAUGCCAAUUGGUGCGAGUGCCGUUCAACCUGUUUCGCAAGCCAUUUCAUCAAAAAGCCAAUCGCUAGGCGUUAUUAAGCAUCGACAAAAACCAUCGUCACAAUUCAUGGAAACAAUGUUACGUGACUUUUUACUGUGCGAACAUCAUCGACCGGUUAUUAUGGAAUUGAGUGCAAUGAUUCAAGCAAUUACACUACGGUGUCCAGGUGCUUUAGUAUGGUGCGGUUUAUCCGGGAAAGAACGUGAUUCGAUAACACCAUUGGCUGGUGGACCAUUGGAAUAUAUGCCAGUUUUACCAUCACAGUUACCAAUGCCAUCGUAUAAUCGACGACAAAAUGAUUUAAUUCGAAAACGUUUACGUGAAGUUGAACAACAAAUUGUCGAACGAUCUAAACAUUCCGAAAAACGUUGGGUUGCCGAUAAAUGGUUGCGUAAAACCGUCGAUGGACAAAUCAAUGAAGUCAUUUUAAAUACGUUGAGCAUUUUAGAUGCACACUGUUUCGAUCGACUCGAUGGAAAUAAUAAUAAUUUAGCAUCACUCUACGUAAAACUAUUUCAACCAAUUGAAAAAGUGAUGAAACAGGAGACUUUUGUAAAUGGCAAAGUAAAAGAAACUCGCAUCACAUACAUGGCUCGAAUCGAUGAACCAAUCGUCAAAGUGUUAUGCGAAUGGGCCGUUUCGCAUCAACGCUUCGGUGAACAUCGUGCAAUGGUUGUUGCAUGGCUAUUAGAAAAACGGCAAUCAGAUAUAACGGCUGUUGAUUCAUUAAGUCCAGCUGAUGAUGCCGAUUCAAAUGAUUCGGUUGGUUUUUAUAAUGGGCUACCGAUAUUUCAACGAAAUUUAAUGGCAUUUUUAGAUCAUGAUGCACCUGUUCUCGAAGAAAAUUGUACCGAUCAAAGUAGGAUUCAAUUCACAAAUUUAGUGCAUUUAUUCUGUGAACUGAUUCGUCACGAUGUAUUUUCGCAUGAUGCUUACAUGUGCACAUUGAUAUCGCGUGGUGAAUUGCUCACGUUGCCGAUCCAUUCGAAUGAUAUAGCCAACACACCGACAGUUAAUUCGAAUGCAAUGGCUGUACCACCGCCAACAAUUUCAACGCUUCCACCUACAACACCAGCUUCACGUGUCGGUGAUGACAUUCUGCCGCCCAUGGAAUUUAAGCCGAAAAUCGAAGAGCUGGAUGAUAGCAAUGUAGAUGAUGAUUUGGAUAAAAUUCUACAGAAUAUCAAAAAUGAUCAACAAGACUUAAUGGAUGCUACAGAUAGCCCGAAAAUUGAACCAAACACAAAUAACGAUUCCAAUUCGGAUAUUGCUGACGAAGAAGACGAUGAUCAACCGAAAAUAUCGAGGCAUUAUUUGUACACCACACACUUUCCUCUGUAUCAAGGCGAUACAAUUGCACAACAUGACUGCAAUCAACGUUACAUAUUAUUAUUUGGUGUUGGUAAAGAACGUGACGAAAAGAAGCAUGCCGUUAAAAAGAUGGCAAAAGAGAUUAGUAAGCUGUAUUCAAAGAAAUUCAGUAUGGAUAUGAAUGAGGGUGGUAUAGUAAAGAAACAAUCACGUACGGAAUGUAAUCUCGAGGCGACAAUGACCCGAUUCCAAUCGAUGACCUACUUUGAUCAGCAUAUGGUAACGUGGCAAUGUUCAGCAACCAUUCUUGAAAUGCUUGGCAGCUUUGCGAGUGGAUCGUAUAAUUAUUUACCCGUGCAAGAGCAUGUCGCAUAUUUAUUUGAUUUAAUGGAAGCCUGCAACAAUAUUUAUGGACUAAUCGAUUUGUGUAUAUCGAUCAUGAAAAAACUGCCUCAAGUUGAAUCUCAGCUCGUUGAAAUGAAUUCAAGUUUUGUGAAAACGUAUACGACAUCGUUGAGCUUGUAUGUGGUGGGUGUGCUGCGACGAUACCAUCGAUGCCUUUUAUUGUCUUAUGAUCAAGUACUGCCAAUAUUCGAGGGAUUGUGUCGUACGGUUAAGCAUGUGACAAAUCCAAGUGAAUGUGCAUCGGCUGAACGAUGUAUUUUAACUUAUUUACUCGAUCUGUAUUCAUCGUGUUCAUUACUCAAAUCAAAACCACCGGCAAGUGAAACAUUCUUUAAUAUUUAUGCCAAAGUCAAACAAAUGGUUGCUGCUGCGGUUCAACCAAUGCCAGCUGAUUGUUAUUACAAUCAAGCGUUUAUGAUGGAAAUAUUUGUGAAUCCACCGCGUGGUGGUAAAAUUGAUCCAACAUGGGGACGAAUACUAAAUGAAAGUUUGGAAAAUCGUUAUAGUUUUGUAUGCAAUGCACUGAUUGCAAUCAGUCGCGAAACAGAUAACGAUCGAUUGAAUGAUAUUUCAAUCAUGUGCGCUGAAUUCACAGCACAUUGUAAUUCGCUUAGUUCUGAAUGGCUUGGCGCAUUUAUAGCAUUAUGCGGAUCAAGCAAUGAUGGAUUUUAUGCACAUAUACCCGAACACAUUGACAUACAAAGAGUUGCCAUUCACAAUUCUUUGGCGGUGUUUGUUUCGAUUUUAGUUGCGCGUCGUUGUUUUUCGCUUGAAAAGUUCAUCUUUUAUGUUGCAUUGCCGGCUUUGGUAAAUGCAUGCAAAGGUGGACGUGAAAUAUCGGCAGGAGCCGAAGCUGGUGCUCGAUUAUCGUGUCAUCUACUGUUUCGACUUUGUAAAGCUGUUGAAUUGCCCAUACCAUCGUUAUAUGGAAUGCCUGUGAUAGAAUGCCCAAUAAAAAUUCCAGGACCUCAGUUAAAUAUAAAAUUCAGUUGUGAUCGGCAUUUAUUGGCAGCGACUCAUAAAAAUCUGGCUGUUGGACCAGUUUUAGCUGUUUUAAAAGGCAUCUUAGUGGUUGGAGAUGCAAUGAAUCCAGAAAAUCAAAAGCAACCGGCUUCAAAAAAACGAGGCAAUCGAAACACGAGCGCAAACACGACACCGUCCUCAAGUCAAACUUCCAGUCAACCAGCAACAAAAACGGGUUCAAUUGAUAUUAGUCACAUACUUGGCACCAGUGAAUUGGGUACAAAUGCAAAUGAUGAAGAUGUUUCCAUGCAAGACACAACUCAAGAGACGCCAAUAAGUUUAUCGGAAUUUGCUGAAUACGUGCUAAAACAAAUUGCAUACCAAGAAUGGGUAUUGGAACGAAUCUUACAAAAUGCCGAUGAUCUUUGCCAAAAUGGCAUGUUAAUCGAUCCAUUGUUAACAUCAAAGCAAGCACAAAGAUUAUUACAACUAAUCUGCUUCCCAGACAUUGAAGCAUCAGAAUUGCAUUCGAUGGAUCAAAGCACAACGAUUCAAAGAUUCUUUCAGAUUUUGGAUCGAUGGAAUAUGCCAAUAUUGAGUAUAAACCUACAACUUAUGCACAAACAAUCAAGCAGCGUACAAGCACGAAUAAUCAAAGUAGCCGGUCAACUGAUGGAGAAAAUGAAUUAUUUCAAUGUUUAUCGACACGUUGAAGAGGAAGAUGAAAGCGAUGAGGAUAGCGGCGAUGAAGAGGACGAAGAAGAUAGUGAUGAAGAUGAUGAAAAUGAUAAUAAGAGUGAAAACAAAGAUGAACAACAAGGUGAUGACAGUGAAGAUGAAUUUUUCUAUCCACAACCGGCCAAGCUGGCAUAUAGAGAAUUCUUCAAUUUACUUUUGAAUUGCUUGAAAGGACACGAAGAUCAACGUGAUGUUUUGCUAUCAUCUUUGCAUAAACAAUUGGUGCAUUUUGUUAAAAGUGCACAAGAAAAGGUGGAUAUCAAUUAUCUGGCGCAUCCUGAAGCAAAGCCUGAAAUGAUUGAGGCAUUAGAUUUGAGAUUAUCACUCGUUGGAACUUUAUUCGAUGGAAUCUAUCGCAGUCAAGCGAUUACAACAGACUGGUCAGUUCUUUUGACGCAACUCAUGUGCAAUGGUGUCAUUGAUUUUCAAACAAAUACAUCACUGUAUGGUACCGUUUAUGAUAUGUUAACAACGGUAAUUCACGCUUUAUUAGCUCAUGAUCCAUACGAACGCGAUGACAACAAUAAACCAUUUAUGAAUUUGGCGAAAAGACUUCGUAAGGAAAUUGGUGAGAAAGCAUCACGUACAAAGCAAACUGUGCGUCAGCUGUUGCCCAUUAUACGAAUGCCACGUCACAUAAUUGCAGUUGAAUCGAAUGAAAAAAGUCAAUAUCCUGGUAUUGAUUUAAUCGAUCGAGUGCCUGGAUUACGUGCAACUGAAAAACAUAAAAUAAAUACAUGGGAUUUGAUUGAAGGGAAUAGCAAAAAUCCGGCACCUCUUUCAUGGGCUUGGUUUGGUGCUGUUAAAAUGGAACGAAGGCCUAUGAAAUAUGAAAGAGGACAUGAUUUACUCAAAUAUCAUACGCACAAUUUAGCCAAACCACGAACAUUCUUCUAUGAACCGUUAGUGAUAAAUAUGAAAGAACCGACACCUACUUUACCGCAAGAUGACACAAAUCUUGUUAUGAAUAUGAACAAUAUGCCAAGCACUUCAAUGGCUUCUGUUCCAAUGGAUAUUCCAAAGAUUGAUCCACCAUCAUCAAUUGAACAAUCGCCAAGCAUUCCAAAUGUUCAAGCCCAACAACAAGUGAUGGCACCACCGCAAGGCAAACGCCAAAAGAAACCAACGAAGGCUGCUGCUGCUGCUGCCGCCGCCGCAGCUGCAGCAGUUGCUGCAGCAGCACAGAUGCAGGCACAGCAACAAAUGCAAAAUCAACAAUCCGAACAAGUGCAACAAUUUAUUCAGCAAAAUCAACAACAAUCUGGAUUCCCAAUACCAGCCAAAGGCAAUAUGAAUCAGGUUGUACCGGGCAUCGUUCCAAUGGAUACCGGAAAUAAUCCAGGCAAACAAAUGCCUAACCAACAGACAAAUACACAACAACAGUUUGCAUUUAUGAUGCAGCAACAGCAACAGCAACAGCAACAGCAGCAGCAGCAACAGCAAGUACAACAACAGCAAGUGGUUGCACAACAGCAGCAGCAAACACAAAAUCCAAAUCAAAUGAUAAAUCCACAACAAUCAAUGCAACAAUCACUUCAACAAACAAUGGGCCAAACACAAAAUCAACAGCAACCAAAUCAAAUGAAUAUGGUCAACCAGAUGGGUAAUCAAAUGGGUAAUCAAAUGAAUAGCCAAAUGAACCAGAUGAAUAACAAUGCUCAGAUGAAUUCACAAAAUAUUAACCAAUUGCAAAUGAAUAUGCAGAAUCAAAUGAACCCAAAUGUACAACAACAAUUCCAUCAAAUACAGGCAAAUCAACAGCAACAACAGAUGCAGCAAAUUCAAAGCAAUGUAUCAAAUGUUGGUCAAACUGGAAAUAUACCAAAUAUGUCGACGGCUGCAAAUAUGAGAAAUCCAUCGGUUACUGGAAGUGUAAACGGUUCAAUGAUGGCACAAGCUGGUAUUCAACAAAAUAUGGGCACCGCUGGAAUGCCAUUCAAUUCCGGAAAUAUGCAGGCAUCGAUGAUGAAUAGCGGUGGUGUUAUGGCACAACAGCAAGUAAAUCAAGUGAAUCAAGCGGCUAAUCCACAACCGCAACCACAACCUCAGCCCAAUUUGCAGCAGCUUACUCAAGCUCAACGUCAACAACAGCUUCAAUUGGCUCAACAGCAGCAACUGCAACAACAACAACAACAACAACAACAGCAACAACAGCAGCAGCCGCAGCAACAACAACAACAACAACAACAACAACAACAACAGCAGCAGCAGCAGCAGCAGCAGAUGGAACAGCAGCAAGCGCAGCAACAGCAGCAGCAGCAACAACAACAACAA
This is a messenger RNA of Sitodiplosis mosellana (orange wheat blossom midge), 7524 nucleotides long. Its product is annotated as mediator of RNA polymerase II transcription subunit 12-like. Gene Ontology annotation, molecular function: transcription coactivator activity. Lineage: Eukaryota; Metazoa; Arthropoda; Insecta; Diptera; Cecidomyiidae. The annotation marks the transcript as partial. Gene Ontology annotation, biological process: regulation of transcription by RNA polymerase II. The record is from RefSeq and is a predicted model, not a curated record. The transcript is spliced from 19 exons. Gene Ontology annotation, cellular component: mediator complex.